AUGGAGGACCAAGGAGUAUGGGAGAUCAUGGAGCCGUCGGAGCAGGGAGCAACAGCGGUUGCAGCGGCGGCGGCGAAAGACAGGAAGGCAAAGGCGCACUUGCUGCAGUGUCUCCCCGAUGACCUGCUGAGGCAAGUGGCCAGGAAGAAGACAUGCAAGGAGGUGUGGGAUUCUCUGAAGGCGAGGUUUGUCGAGGCGGAUCGGGUCAAGGAGGCGCGGUUACAGACUCUGAAGAGCGAGUUCGACGCGGUGCGGAUGAAGGAAGAAGAAUCGCUCGAUCAGUAUGUCGGGAGAUUGACGGCGAUGUCAGUCAAGUACAGCAACCUUGGCGGCACGUUGGAUGACGUGGCGCUGGUGAAAAAGUUGUUUUACACCGUGCCAGAGAGGUUCAUCAUCGUGAUCAUCGGGAUCGAGCAGUUUUAUGUUCUGAAGAAACUGUCGUUCGAGGAAGCUGUAGGCCGACUGAAGGCGUUCGAGGAGCAUACCAAGCGGGGAGGUGGGGGAGUGCGCGGGAAACUGUUGCUCACUCAGUCUGAGUGGGAAGCACGCCAGAAGAAGUCGGUGGGAGAAGGUUCUGGAGGCAGGACAGUGGAGGACGCAGUCAGGGAAGAGGUCGUGGCGGGCACGGCGGGCAAGUUGAUGCGGCGAAGGAGAGCAUGGGAAAGCGUGACAAGAGUCACAUAA
Messenger RNA from Miscanthus lutarioriparius, 684 nucleotides. NCBI's taxonomy places the organism in Eukaryota, Viridiplantae, Streptophyta, Magnoliopsida, Poales, Poaceae. The record is from the annotation of a GenBank genome assembly.